ACUUAAUAUUGAUUUACAUUUCAAACACCGAUUAAUUGUUUGUGUUUUUGAUUGUGUUUGACAUCACUAUUAGUGCCCAAGAAAUCAAUGUUUGGUUAAUUCAUUUCAAACACCACUUCAUUGACUGCAUCGCGAAGAGAGAGGGAGAGAGAGACCAGUGUUUUGGUCAUCGAUUGGUGACAAUUAUAGUUGAAUAAUGUCUUUACAAACGCCGCAAAUGCAGCCAAACUCUGUCCCAAACGUGUCCAACAGUUCCCAGUCGUCGAGCGGACCGUCGGGUGGCGGCAGUGGUGGCGGACCCGCUGUCUCCACACCCACUUCGGCCGACGCCUGCCUAUCGAUUGUCCACUCAUUGAUGUGUCACAGACAGGGAGGUGAGAGCGAAGGGUUCGCCAAACGGGCGAUCGAGUCGUUGGUGAAGAAGCUGAAGGAGAAAAGGGAUGAAUUGGAUUCACUGAUCACUGCCAUCACCACUAAUGGCGCGCAUCCGUCCAAAUGUGUGACAAUCCAGAGGACACUCGACGGUCGCCUCCAAGUGGCCGGUCGUAAGGGCUUUCCUCACGUCAUAUACGCCCGCAUCUGGCGAUGGCCUGAUCUCCACAAGAAUGAGCUCAAACACGUGAAAUACUGUCAAUUCGCUUUCGACCUCAAGUGUGACUCCGUUUGCGUGAAUCCCUAUCAUUACGAGCGAGUGGUCUCUCCCGGCAUUGAUCUCUCGGGCCUCACACUCACCGGACACGACGAAGAGGUCGGCAUCAGGAGUCAAGUGAAGGCCGAAUAUGUUUCCGGCGGUGGAAACGUGCCAUCGCUGGAACACAUGCAGCACGUGGUCCAACACCAUCCGCACCCGCAUCCCGGCGCUCAUCCAUCGCAGCAUCACAUUCAGGCCCAACCGCCGCAUCCGUCUGUAUCUCACGCGUCACACAUCACUCCUUCCACGACAUCCACAUCAAUGUCGCCCUCGAGUAACGACUCGUUCUCAAGAAUGAUGCCAAACACGCCCUCCUCUGCCGACUAUAUCUCAGUGUCGUCGCCACAGUCGGUGGCCUCACCUUUAGUCCCAAUAGUUCCGCCGCAAACACCGGAGACGCCGCAGAUUACACAACAACAACAACAACAACAACAACAACAGCAGCAGCAGCAACAACAACAACCGGUGCCACCGGUAUUGGGCGCUAACGUUGUGGGGGGCCCUCCCAUCUCUGCCAAUGCCAUUACACCGAAUGGGAGUACGUGUUCGUGGGCCGGAGGCGCCACUCUAUCAUACACUCAAACAAUGGUUCCAUCGGAUACGCCGACGCGUCCGACGUCUGGCCUGUCGUCGACCCCUUUCUGGCAACCGUCGCAAAUGCCUAACGAACCGAUCACUGCUACUAUACCUCAGACCACACUAUCAAACCAACCGCCGCCCGAAUACUGGUGUUCAAUAGCUUACUUCGAGUUAGACCAACACGUGGGCGAAACAUUCAAAGUGCAAUCCAGUUAUGUCUCCGUCAUUGUGGACGGCUAUGUGGACCCGAGUGGUGGCAAUCGGUUCUGUUUGGGCGCCCUCUCCAACGUUCACCGAACCGAUCAAAGCGAUAAAGCGAGGCUUCAUAUCGGCAAAGGCGUUCAGUUGGACCUGAGAGGUGAGGGCGACGUAUGGCUGCGAUGUCUGUCCGAUCAUUCCGUAUUCGUUCAGAGUUAUUACUUGGAUCGGGAAGCGGGCAGAUCUCCCGGCGAUGCCGUUCACAAGAUCUACCCCUCGGCUUAUAUCAAAGUUUUCGAUUUAAGACAAUGCUAUCGGCAAAUGCAACAACAGGCCCACACCGCUCAGGCGGCCGCCGCAGCCCAGGCCGCCGCUGUGGCCGGACAUAUUCCAGGGCCCGCUUCGGUCGGUGGCAUCGCACCAGCAAUCAGUUUGUCCGCCGCGGCCGGCAUUGGUGUCGACGACUUGAGGCGUCUGUGUAUUCUUCGACUAUCAUUCGUGAAGGGUUGGGGACCAGACUAUCCGCGCCAAAGCAUCAAAGAGACCCCCUGUUGGAUAGAAGUACACCUCCAUCGGGCCCUCCAACUCCUGGACGAAGUGCUCCACACAAUGCCUAUUCACGACCCGCGACCUCACGAUUGAACGCUACCUCUCUUUGGGCGCCUCUUCUCAUUCGCGUCACUUCUUCUUUGACUUUAUUAUUAUCACAAUAAUAAUAAUUAUUACUGUUUUUAUGUGUAAAACGAAUAUUUUUUAAUUGUUUUAUUCUGCGGAUCAAUGUCUAGACAUUUUGACAGAAAUUUUUCUCUUUUUAAAAAUCAUGAAAACAAACAAUAAUUGACAUGAAUUGUUGAAACGAUACAAUAAUGGGUUUAAACUCUAUAUAAAUACAUAUUUUACAACAAAAAACAAAACAUAAAAUAAUAUUUUGCGUCCUUUUGUCUUAGUUUUUCAUUGCCUUAAGAGAUAACGAAACGAUUGUAUUUUAGAAAUUUUUAGUCUUGAGAAUCAUUGGCGAAAUUAUUUGUUU
Medioppia subpectinata is the source of this 2498-nucleotide messenger RNA. Lineage: Eukaryota; Metazoa; Arthropoda; Arachnida; Sarcoptiformes; Oppiidae. The record is from the annotation of a GenBank genome assembly.